Molecule: messenger RNA, 825 nt
Organism: Fonsecaea monophora
Lineage: Eukaryota; Fungi; Ascomycota; Eurotiomycetes; Chaetothyriales; Herpotrichiellaceae
Exons: 1
Coding region: 1-825 (274 amino acids)
Source: RefSeq, a predicted model, not a curated record
AUGACCGACGUCGGUUCUCGUCCGACCCCAAGGACCAUUGAGUCCAUUUGUACAAUUGCUGGCACAAAAAUUCCUAGUGUACCACCUAUUCCACCCGAUUCCGUCCCCAACCUCGAGUCAAUUCGGAAAGUGUACGACAUUGCCUUUGCUCCUGGCCUCGACAAGCUCUUGGAGGCUGGCCAGUCGAAGUGGUUUGCACGGGAAGGGUUCCCUCUACUCUGCAUGGAUCGGACUCAAUUGGGCAACAUGUUGGCGUAUUUGACUUUGGUUAGUAACCACGCCGAUACGCCGACCGAAAAUGCGACACUCGCCAGUCAAGAGGCCAGAGUGACCUGGGCCCUGCUAGAGCUAUGCAUUCGACCGGCGCACGACAGUGGCGAAGAGGCAGACCGACUCGCCCGCCGGUGUCGAGCACUGGGGGCCAUCCUGACGGGUGAACAAUUCAGCAGCCAAACAGCGACAAUGGCUGACUUUGUCCAUCAAGAAGAGGCCGAACCCGAACCGAAAACCAGUGCCCUGGAAAAGCAACUGGGUAGGAGAUCUGAAGAAUUUUGGAACCUGGUCGAAGCGGCGGCUGCAACUCAGAGAGCGGAUGGGUCAGGUCUGUCAGCCGCCGCAGUGAGACAAUGCCGACCAUAUCUGGACGGGAUGGAGAACAGAGAUGUCAUCUACAGUGUCAUGCUGCUGGCAUCUGGGGGGAAUGGCGACCUAACUUCAGAACGAGAACUUGCAAAGAGAUACCUGGAAGCUCAGGCGAAUGGACGAGCCACGAAUCAAGUGUUUGCGACUCUUUCUGGCAUGGCGUUGAGGGCAUUUGAGGGAUAA